This is a messenger RNA of Mauremys reevesii (Reeves's turtle), 6109 nucleotides long. It is a transcript of the gene ZC3H14, whose product is annotated as zinc finger CCCH-type containing 14. The record is from RefSeq and is a predicted model, not a curated record. Gene Ontology annotation, molecular function: poly(A) binding; metal ion binding. Gene Ontology annotation, biological process: regulation of mRNA stability. Lineage: Eukaryota; Metazoa; Chordata; Testudines; Geoemydidae. The transcript has 18 exons. Bases 1 to 2205 code for a protein of 734 amino acids. Gene Ontology annotation, cellular component: cytoplasm; nucleus.
AUGGAGAUCGGCACCGAGAUCAGCCGCAAGAUCCGGGGCGCUAUAAAGGGAAAAUUGCAGGAGCUGGGGGCUUAUGUCGAUGAAGAGCUCCCUGAUUAUAUUAUGGUAAUGGUGGCCAACAAAAAGAGUCAGGAGCAGAUGACAGAGGACCUUUCCCUUUUCCUAGGAAACAACACUGUCCGGUUUACUGUAUGGCUACAUGGUGUGUUAGAUAAACUUCGGUCUGUAACUACUGAACCUACUAGCCUAAAGUCUUCAGACUCUAACAUCUUUGAGAGCAACUUGCCUUCCAGCAAAAGCAGUUCAUGUGGGAGUGAUGAAAGACGGCGUGAGGAAAUCCUACCACCUCUUGCAGUCUCCAGCACUCGGGCUGAAAGAAACGAUUCCAGAGUUUCAACCAGCUCACAAGAGCAGAGAGCUGCUGCUGCCCGGCAGUCUUAUGAAGAUGGAUCUGCAUCCCGCUUAAUGUCAACGGUCAAGCCUCUAAGAGAGUUGUCGCCUUCUGAAGCUGUGAUUGACAUUAAACCUGAACCAGAUGAUCUCAUUGAUGAAGACCUAAAUUUUGUGCAGGAGAAUCCAUUGUUGUCUCGGAAGAAAGCUGUUGUAACUGUAACUUAUGGAUCUUCCCGUCCUACUGCUGAAAUCUACAGACCACCAGCUAGCAGAAGCAUGGACAGCCAUAUACACUUACAAAGAUUGCCGCAGCAAGGCAGUCUACAGGGUGGUAGGCAGUUGGACAUGGAAAGCUGCAGGUCUUUGGAAACAAUCCCGCUAUGUGAUCCAGAAGCAUUUGUCAGCUUAGCAGAGAGUUACAGGCCCACCUCCAAACUGAGUGCUGAUAAAAUAAGCAGUGAGGAAGAAAGCUCCAGGAAGAGAAAAUUGCCAGUUAUAAGCUCAGUGGUCAAAGUGAAAAAGUUCAGUAAUGAUGGGGAGGAGGAGGAGGAGGAGGAAGACUAUGGGUUACGAAUAGGAAGUAUCUCCAGCAGUGUGUCUGUACCAGCAAAGCCUGAAAGAAGACCUUCACUACCACCCUCCAAACAGGCCAAUAAGAAUUUAAUACUGAAAGCUAUAUCUGAAGCUCAGGAAUCGGUUACAAAGACAACCAACUAUUCCACAGUUCCACAGAAGCAGACAGUUCCAGUUGCACCCAGAACAAGAAUUGCCCAGGAUGAAACUCUAUUAGAAGUGAUCCAUAUUCAGAGCCGACCUUCCAGAGUGAGCGCCCAGAUUGAGGCAGAAGAACCCAAGGAACAGACAUUAGAAAGAAUUCAAGGAACUCAACAAACGCAGCUCUUUUCCCGUAUCCAGACUGAACCGUUAAUUGAAGAAACUUUGCAAAUGACUCAAGAUUAUUAUGACGUGGAGUCUGUGGUCCACACUGAUACUAGAUCAUUUAUUCUGAAAAAGCCAAAGCUAUCUGAGGAAAUAGUAGUGCCACAGAAUCAGGAAUUGGGAAAGAAGGCUGCAGAGGCAAUGCGGGCACUUUCAGGACGUCUUAUACAGACAAGAGAGCAGCUUGCACAACCAGAAAAGCCUGCUAGUCCCAAAUUCAUUGUGACACUGGAUGGUGUGCCCAGUCCACCAGGGUACAUAUCUGAUCAAGAAGAGGAGGAGAGCUGUAUAACUGAAGGAGUAAAGCCAGUUACCCAAAAUGCAGCUGCAAACAAGGGAUUAAAAAGCUUUCAAGCACAGCAGAUGCAGGUUAUAAGCAGGCAGCUGGAGAGCCCUUAUGUGGAGAUGGAGGAAUUGACUGUGCUGCAGAAACAAGAGAAAGUGCUUGAGCGUUGCAAGUACUGGCCUGCCUGUAAAAAUGGAGAUGAAUGUGCAUACCACCACCCCACAUUACCAUGCAAAGUCUUUCCCAGUUGCAAAUUUGCUGAUAAGUGCCUGUUUAUCCACCCCAACUGUAAAUACGAUGCAAAGUGUACUAAGCCAGACUGCCCUUACACUCACGCCAGCCGACGAAUCCCAUUGCCGCCUCCCAAACCAGCACCACUACAAGCACCACCAGCAACCUCCAACAGUCAGCUCUGCAGAUUUUUCCCUGCUUGUAAGAAAAUGGAAUGUCCAUUUUAUCAUCCAAAACACUGUAGAUUUAACACCCAGUGUACAAGACCAGACUGCCCAUUCUACCAUCCCACUAUUGCUGUACCUCCACGUCAUGCCUUGAAAUGGACUCGAACUCAAACCAGGAACAGUACAUAGGCCCCUGAUAAUCUGACAGUAGAAGAUAAAGGCAUUCAAGACCAGUUUGGUUUAAGACUAGAAGCUGAAGAGGACCAAAAUCAAGACAAGGAUUUGGUCUGACAAUACCACAGUGAUUGGUACAAAGAGUGCAUAGUAAGUUUUGGCAUGCUCACAUAUUUAUCCAGAUAAGUAAAAAUGAACGGUACUGUAAACAUUAGGGAAAAAAAGAACAGAUGACAAGAGGCAGGAAAGUCUGCAGGUAUGAAAGAGCAUAUAUAUGAACACAUUUAGGGCUGCUCAGUCAAAUUGGUUACUAUGACUAAUAUGGCAGUUUAAAUUGUGACCUGCAAUAUCUUUUUCUUCCCUUUGUUUAGGCAUGGUACAUUCAGGAAGAAGGCCACAGAAUGAUUCACUCACUAGCCAAAAUAAAGCUAGCAACAAGACAUUUGUCUAUUGUAUACACUCUAACCAAAAACCACUUGCUUUUGACAAAAAUUAAGGCUUGCUGCAUCUACUAUGCUGAUAAAUCAAACAGGAAAACAUGUCACUUUGCCGCUGUAAGAAGAGUAUAUAUUAAAACCAAAUAGCUCAUCCUUCCAUACUGUUAGGGCUUGCUAUCCACUUACAGCAUGUAAAUAGUUAUUUGGGUGCCGUGUGCUGUUUUUCAGGUGGUGCAGGUAUCAGCCAACAUUAACCAGAUUUCUGUAAUUAGGGUAACUCUAGCAACUUCUGAUUAUGCUCAUUGUUAAGAUUUUUGUUCUAGCUAAAUACUGACUUUAUUGGUGCAUACGUUCAGUUACUCAAAAGGCGUGCUAAACUAAGUUGCUCUUCCCCCAACCCCUUCCUAGAUCCAAAUAAUGGUGUCCAGUGAUCAUGUGUUUAAGAAAAAUUGAGCCAUUUAAGGUUAAAAUGAUUCAAUGCAUUUGGCUCAUUAGUUCUCCCCUCUACCCUAACCUUUUCCACAUCUUGGCUCUUUUGACUACAAUAGGGUCAUGUUUAAGUCUGAGAUGAUUUUUUUAGAAUUCCAGUCUGUGCAUAGGAUGUCAAUUCUCUGUUAAUUUAAAUACUUUUCAGUAACAGAUGGAUUCAUGGGUAUCUAGACUAGCAUGUGUUAUUCUUUCACUUGUAUAAUGGGUUUAAUAGUUUUUUACCUGUUCUUUUUGCGGAAACAGACUAACACGGCUGCUUCUCUGAAACCUAGAUUUUUAAUAUAAAAAGAAAUUACUUUGUGGACCUUAAAGGUAUCCUAGAGCUGUAUUCAUUUCAAACUAGAAAGUGAACCUGUAUGAUUGAGGGGCAGGAUACAAAAAAAAAAAAAAGGUGUUGGGGGCUCAGUACCCUCUUUUAGUGCUGCAUAGCUAAGGGAAAGGCACCUUUCCCAAUGUCGUUAUAGCCUCCAGACCCCAUAUUUAUCCUGCAUACUUCCAGAACAAUUCUACCACUCAGCCCUUCACAUUCUUCCUUCCUUCCAGGUUUUAGAAGGCCAUAGCACACUAGGCAUUUUUCUGUACCAAUGGUCAGUUAUAAUGUUCCAUAGGCUGUUGGCCCUUGUAUUCACUGCAGAAGAGUUUCACUUAGCAGCAUGGCACCUAACUGAUUGAAAUUACACCACUAACAUUAGUGAGUGUAAACCCUAAUUGAGGCACAAUUGACUUGUGUGUCAGUGUAAACACAUCCCACUAACACGAUUGGUGAGCUGUCAGUUCCCACUGCUGUCAAAGACAAAAACUCUCUUCAGCAAUGAACCUCCUUCGUUUGCUUGUGGAACAUGAACUCUGCCCCCAUAGAUCUGCAGCUAAGACACUAUUCUCCCCAGCUCCAAAUGGGGGCAGAAAUGGGGGAACAGAUGCUUCAGGAGUUUGGGGGUAGAAGGAGUGUAGAUAGCAGCUGUGCACCUCCUGCUACAGCCCCAGUGGUGAUUUGUGGUGCAUUGUGUGCUGGUAUUUGUGCUCUGAUGUACCUCUGUGGUUCCUCAGUGAAAAAGUAUCAGCUGGCAAAUUAGCAGUGGAGUGGCACAGCCGUAGCAUGGGCACUACUGAAGAUGGUGGUCGGGGAAUGGUUAGUGUGAGAAAAGGAUACUCUGGGAAAGUAGGGGGUGGGUGCAAGUCACAGGCUGAAGAUUUACUGGGGGAUAGUGGGCAUAGGAUUUGUGGUAGAUGGGGAGACGUAGAAAGAUGACUUUCAGCUGGCAAUUUAAAGAGGUUCAUUAGCUAAAGGAGCUUUUGACAGUCAUCCCAUCUGAACUGGUGUAAGGCAGCCUUAGCAUGGAUGCAAGGGCAAAUCUUACACUAUGUUCAGAUGUGUAGUAUAGCUGCACUGAAUCAGUGGUGGAACACAGGGUGCAAAACAACAAAUUACUACACUGACAAUUGAUUUCUCUAGCAUAGAUAAAUGCUAACUUAAUUUUUAAAUAAUAAUAAUGGGCAGUAAGAGUAAAGCUGCAGCAUGAUUCUGAUCUCACAUCUGUCAGUCAGGUGCAAUUCACCUGAGUCAUUGGUGUACCCUAGCACAGACCCUAGUCCUAGCCCCUUAUACUUUAGAACAGCAGCUGUGUGGUUAGUGAAACUAUUGUACUCUAGUGGUAAUGGCAACAAAUCAUCUGUUCCAAAUCUUGCCUGCCUGAGACACUUGAUAUUAGAUCAAUACAUUUUUCUAUUGUGAAAGACGCUCUAGUUAGAUAUAGGAAACACAUUGUAUAAGAUUAUUUGUUGGGUCAAUAGUGUUGAAUAUUACUAGGGCCCUAUCAAAUUCAUGGUCCAUUCUGGUCAGUUUCACAGCCAGAGGGUUUUAAAAUUGGUCAAUUUCACGAUUUCAGAUGUUUACAUCUGAAAUUUCAGGAUGUUGUAACUGUGAGGGUUCACAUCCAAAAUGGAAUCGGGGGGUGGGGGGGCGGGAAGGAGGGGAAUGCUUGCAAAGUUGUUUAAGGGGUCCCAAAAUUAGCACCCUCCCAGCUUCCUGCAGUUAGAGGAGGUUCCCGGAGGUGAAGGUGGGUAGGAUUUCCCCCCAGUGCUUCUGGAAACACCCCACCUGGGGGCUCCUAGCUGCUAGUUCAUGCCAGGGACAGAUGAAGGCAGAGCCCCCUCGCCAAUUUGAGAUCCCCCAGGAAAAAUGGACGCUCCAGUCCCAGAAGAAGCCUCAGGGCAGAAGCCCCUAGCAGGUCACCCUGAGCCCCGGUAGAAUCCGCGGGGGAAGAAGCCCUGAGCCUGCGUGCCCUGAACCCCGGCUGCAGCUGCGGGGCUGAAGCCUUGAGCCCGGGCAGCCCCAAGUCUGGACUGCUCGGAGCCCCAACUGGAGCGGCAGGGUGGCGGAAGCUCUGAGCCCAGGCUGCCCUGGCUGCAGCUGGCAGGAGCACAAGCCCUCAGCCCCAGGAGGAGCUGCUGGGGGAGGAAACCCUGAGCUCGGCACCUGGAGCCAUGGCAGAGGCCACCGGGUCAGGUGCCCAGGCUGACCCGGCUGGAGUGGCUGGUGGUGGUGAAACCCCGAGCCUGCACUGCCCUGACUGGAGCAGCAGAGGAAGCCCCUGACCCGGGCUGCCCCGAGUCCUGGCUGCAACUGCAGAGUGGAAGCCCCCAGGCGCCCAGAACCAUGGCAGGAGCCGGGUGGGUAGGGAGUGAAGGGGCAGAAACCCAGAGCCCAGGCUGCCCCAGCUGCAGCCACUGGGAGCAAAAGCCCCCAGCCCAGCAAGCUCCACUGUGGGAGGAAGCCCCGAGUUCACUGCCUGGUGCUGUGGCAGGAGCCCUGGGGGAGUGGGGGGUGGAGGAAUGGAAGCCCAGAUCCUAGCUCCUGGGCUGCUGCAGCGCAGAAGUGAGGAUGUACCACCCUCAUUUCUGCACUGCCUCUGGAGGUGGGUCUGAUCUCCCAACCAAGAGCGGCAGUGCAGGGGAAGGAAAACUCCUGUCCCUCCCCAACGCGGUCGGAAUAG